ACACUGCACAAGCUGUCACUGUCAAGUGUCAAUAAAAAAUAAUACAAGUAAAAAACGUCAAAAACUAAAAGCUGAAAUCCUAGUGUGAUAAAUUUUCGAUUUCGAUUUUCAUUUCUGUAAUCGUACACUUUGUUCAAUAUGUCUGGCCGUGAAGGUGGUAAAAAGAAGCCCUUGAAGGCUCCAAAGAAGAACGCAAAGGAACUGGAUGAUGACGAUGUAGCCCUCAAACAGAAGCUAAAAGAGCAGGAGAAAGCUUUAAAUGAAGCAAAAGCAAAGGCAUCUCAGAAAGGCCCCUUGGUCAGUGGUGGCAUAAAAAAGUCUGGAAAAAAGUGACCAAAUCAUCUUUUCCAUUAAAACUGUAUAUUUAUUUUUAAAUAGGUUUAAAUUUAAUGUAAUCUAUAAGACGUCGAAAUCUUUUUAAUUUUUUUUUAAAGUAACUCUUCUUUUGAUUCUCUACUCUAUAAUAGUUUAAAGUUUUUAGAUUUUAAAGUACCUCAUAAUAGCCUUGAGUGUAAUUUUUUGAGUAAUAUAGCUUAUUUUUUCAUCAAAAAAAAGCUAAAAAACUUGUGACUAGAAAUCUGUCAAUUUUAAAUGAACUUUUUUCAAUGUAAAACUUCUAGGUAAACGCGUCCCAUCUUAGACCACAUCAUCACUUUCCAUCAGGUGUGAUUGUGGUCAAGCGCUUGCCUAUAGUGAAUAAAAAAAAUUGUUUUCGCAGAUAUGGACAUGUACGCUAGAUAAGUGCCCUUUAAAAUUACAGUUAUUUUUUGAAUUGAUUCAAAGUGCUGCACAGUGUACCAAGUACCAGGAAUUAAAAUUGCCACUUGCCGUCAAAUGGUACUUGUGUUUACACUAUGUUGGCUGAUUAUCUCAUUACUAACAUUUAGGUAGUACAACAACACUACUGUUAUCAGUGGCAAAAUGGCGGGUAAUCAAGUUACUUCAGAAACUAGCUGGCAAAAGCAUGUCCAGCGUACUUAUAUUAGUAGAGGUCAGCUAGUAAUGCUAUUAAUUUUCUCAUACAAUAUUGACAGUUAAGUGAGCUAGUUUUUAAGCAAAAAGUUGCACUCAAGACUUUGAAUAAAAUAAAAGCACUGCCAAUGUAGUGCCUGUUCCAAAUUGUAAGUUUUGCAUUUUGAAAUAUGCAUUGAUUUUAUUAAAUAAAUGUUUCAAAUUGA
Messenger RNA from Maniola jurtina (meadow brown), 1178 nucleotides. Its product is annotated as translation machinery-associated protein 7 homolog. The transcript has 3 exons. The coding region runs from base 139 to 333 and encodes 64 amino acids. The record is from RefSeq and is a predicted model, not a curated record. Lineage: Eukaryota; Metazoa; Arthropoda; Insecta; Lepidoptera; Nymphalidae.